Molecule: messenger RNA, 1146 nt
Organism: Neoarthrinium moseri
Lineage: Eukaryota; Fungi; Ascomycota; Sordariomycetes; Amphisphaeriales; Apiosporaceae
Exons: 1
Coding region: 1-1146 (381 amino acids)
Source: RefSeq, a predicted model, not a curated record
AUGCAACCCUUAGGUGAUGCGCAGUCGACCCUCUUCCCAAAGAUCACCUCCAAAAUACACAUGAUACACACAGAGAUUAGGAAGCGCCCAUUGCCGCUUAGGCCAGGCAUACUUCCAGUGGUGGGAACAGUGAAGCUGCAUGGAACGCACGCAGAUAUAGUCUUCCCAGACCCGUGGACUUCGGACGACUUCACACUUCAGUCACGGAACCGAGUGGACCUCACGCCGGAUCGCGACAACCAGGGCUUUGCGGCAUUCGCGCUUGCACGCAAGCCGCGGAUCCUCGAGCUCAGGACGCGAAUCCUGGACCGCUAUUGUGAGCUCAACGCGUCCUCCCCUGGAGCAACAUCACAACCCCUGAUCAUAGCCGGCGAGUUCAUCGGCUCCGGCAUGCGCCAGCUGACCGGCACGGCGGUCAACACGCUGCCGUACCAGGCCUUCGUCGUCCUGGGCCUCAACAUCAACGCCCGCUGGCAGUGUGAUGAGGACUACACGUCGAUCUGCGACGGCUUUGGCGGCGAGGACGACCGAAUCUACCACAUCUCCCGCGGCGGCUUCUUCCACGAGAGGCUGCAAUUGACGCAACCGGAUGGCGGCAUCCGGAACUUGAUGGAACACAUGAACGCCGUGGCGGCACGGUGUCCGUUUGCGGCGUCGAUCGGAGUGGAGGGCAUUGGGGAGGGCGUGGUAUGGAAGCCCUACGACGAUGGCGGCGACGAUGCAGAUGAUGAAGACGACAACCAUGCAAACACGCCCCAGAGAAGAGCCAAGACGUACUUGCCGCCCGAGUUCUGGCUGAAGACCAAGGCCGAAGAGUUUUGGCACACACAAAAGCCGUCCGUUCGGCCGAGGUGGAAGCUCGGCGUCACCAAGGAGACGGCUAAGGAGUUUGCAACGGAGAAGGUGACGGAGCGCCGGUUGCAGCAGGGGCUGGAAUAUCUGCACGAGAUGGGAAUCGACGCCUCGACGAAAAGGGGCCUCGGAGACUUUAUCAACUGGCUCGCGAAGGAUGUGCAGGUCGAGGAGGCCCUGGAAAUCAAGGAGAUGGGCAUGGAACCGGCGUGGGUCAGCGCCGAAGUGCGGACUAUAGCCAAGGCUUGGUAUUUGAAAAGAAUUGACACACAAUCUAACGUCAGUGGGACAUAG